Molecule: messenger RNA, 628 nt
Organism: Aspergillus brunneoviolaceus CBS 621.78
Lineage: Eukaryota; Fungi; Ascomycota; Eurotiomycetes; Eurotiales; Aspergillaceae
Exons: 1
Coding region: 162-476 (104 amino acids)
Source: RefSeq, a predicted model, not a curated record
UCGGGUAGAAUGACGUCCGAGAGAAUGUCGAUCAAGCUGGGGAGGCGCUAAGGGGAUGAAUUACACUAGCCUUUCUUGACGCUGGCCCUGCAUGUCAGAGCUGUCAGUCGUUCAAGAAAUGCUUGAGGAAUGAGAAUAUUUGUUUGCGAUUGAGUUGAAGAAUGGAGGGGGUUCUCUUUUUUUUUGGUGUUGUUGUUGGAGACGCGUCGCGCUGGUUCAAAGCGGGGCGAGAAGUGCGGACGGACUACGGAGGGAGUGCGAGAUUGAUAACACACCCUUUGCUGGGACAGUCUUGCUAUCUACAAUACUGGAUAGCUAUUUCUGGAUUCACUCUGUCUGACUCGGAUUCUAUUUUAAAUUUAUGUCUAUCUCUGCGGCUAAACAAAAAUGGUCGAUUGGGGCGGCCACUAUACAUUGGUUUCACCACUACAUAUGUGCACAGCUUCCAAGCUCACAGCGAGACCCCAAGAAAGUAAGAAAGUAAAUAGGUAUAUAAACGGAUCCCCGGAGAGAUACUUGCGCUGGUCACCACCAGCCGUCAAAUCCAUCAACUCGUCAUAUCUGAAACGUCAUAAAGGGGUAUAUGGGUCCAUAACCGAGCGUCCCAUCCGGUUCCCUGAUCGCGAUC